Hydractinia symbiolongicarpus is the source of this 3045-nucleotide messenger RNA. Its product is annotated as stimulated by retinoic acid gene 6 protein-like. The transcript is spliced from 2 exons. The coding region runs from base 1164 to 2948 and encodes 594 amino acids. NCBI's taxonomy places the organism in Eukaryota, Metazoa, Cnidaria, Hydrozoa, Anthoathecata, Hydractiniidae. The record is from RefSeq and is a predicted model, not a curated record. Gene Ontology annotation, biological process: vitamin A import into cell. Gene Ontology annotation, molecular function: retinol transmembrane transporter activity; signaling receptor activity. Gene Ontology annotation, cellular component: plasma membrane.
AAAUGAUAACCAUUUUCCUUGUUUAUUAAGAAUAUUUUGUGUUUGUAAGCUGUCUUUGUUGAAAGUUUGUGUUUUUAAGCUGUUCUUGUUGACAGUUUGUGUUUUUAAGCAUUUUUUGUUGAAAGUUUGUGUUCUUAAGCUGUCCCGGGUGGCAAUUUGUCCUUUAACCUGUCUUAGUUGAGAGUUUGUAGUGGAAUCUGGUUCUGGGUGACCAAAUUUUAUACAUGUCAGUUUAUCACAAUAGUUAUUUUUGGCAAUAUUUACAUAUGACGCAGCGCAUCUUUGGAUACUCCCUGAUUUGGCUAAUUUAAAUCAAAUUUUUUUGCUUCACCAGUUUUUUACUUUUAUAUUUCUGUGUAAAGUGUUGACAUAUUCCGAGCUUGGUUGUUUGAAAUGUUUUUCAAAUGUCUUGAGAAUGAGGUCUCCUUCCUCUACUUUUUUCUCUGGAAGCAAUUAUUCAAAUUGUUCCUUCUAUCACAAUAGUACUGGUUUGUUACCUUUCCUUACACAAUUCUUACAAAUUAAAGUUUGAAAAUAAUUUUUUUUGCUAUGGCAGUUCCAUGUGUGUGUCUGUCACUUUUGCAAACGCAAUAUUUUUUACCACCUGAAUGCGUGAGUUUUUCAAGUUUUUUUGUUUUGUUUGCAUUUGUCUCGCAACGGUUAGAAACAACGUGAUAAAAAUAAGCAAUGUGGUUCGCUCAAAUACACAUUUUUGAACGGGACAGCAUUCAAAUAGAAAGUUCCCUUGGCGUAAAAACAAACAAACAUAAAAUUUUCUCGACAAAGUUCUUGACAAAAGGCAAACUAAAGAAGCGGAUAAAAAAUGUCUCAUUUUUGACGAUCCCUGAGUCAUUAAAAAGUGCAGAUAUUAAAAGCAAGAAAAGUCAAAGUGGAGAAGUAGAGUGGAUUAAAAAAACAUAUAAUUUGGAAGAGGGUUACCAUCGACACAAAACAACAAAAAGGAAAAUGCAAAAAGUAAAGUGUUUCAAAAACGAAGAUAUGAAAAUGAAAGAAAAGUCCAAAUGAAGAAAAGUUAAGUUGAAAGCCACAAAAAGUUACUUCGGAAGUAAAGAGUGGAGCUAGAAGUAGUAAAGUUAAAAGUACAAAAUGAAUGCUGGAGUUUCAAGUGAAUUGAAAUUAAGAAAAAAAAGCAACUAAACAAGAUGGGCUCAACAAAUGCAACAUGUCAACCAGUGUUGAGUAUAGCUAUGCUGCAGCAUUAUACUGUUAUACCUUCAUUGCUGAUAAUCUUUGUACUUUAUGCUUACGAAUAUUAUAAAACUAGACAAGUUAAAGUUAUUGCUCCAUUUCUGUUUCUACUGGACAAUGAUAAGAAUCGCUUCAUGGUAAUACUUGCUUUUGCAUCAAUGAUUGGAGAUAUUGUGCAUCUUUUAAUGAACAGUUCCACUGUUCUUGUGUUUCUGCCUGGGGUUAUUGGGCAGGCUUUUUGUGGUACUAUUUAUAUUAUAGAGAUUGGACUGAUAAACUUUCCGUUAUUUGCUUGUAUUAAUUCUUCAUAUGUUGUCAUGGCGUAUGUUUUUGGUGCAUUGUUUACAUUGUGGAAAUUAAUUUUUGUGUUGUUACAGUCUUGUUAUUACUCCUGCUCCUUUAAUGUUACGGAACUUGUUUUGGUAAAUGUUAUGGAAAACUUACCCAGCAUUUUAAGCAUGUUGGCUCUUUUUGGAAUAUUUGUUAAAAAUUGUUACAUAAAUUUGAAGCAAGGAGUGUACUGCAGACCGUUACUGGAGCAUAAACUAGUGAACGACUAUCAAAUUACUUAUGUGAAGAAAGCGCUUAAUGUCCUUUCAAGAGACGUUGUAGAUUUUUAUAGCAGCAACUUCCUUAAAAGAUUGUACAGCAGAUACAGCAAGCCUUGGUUUAAGUUUUCUACUGUGUUUUUAUCAUCUAUCGUGGUUAUCAUGAUUGUGUAUUAUUAUCUGGCUGUUUUAUCCAUAUAUGGUUUCAGUAAAGCAAAUGGGAUUCUUCUUACUUCACUGGAGUCUAAUAUCAAUUCAACCGAAAACAUAUACCCAACACUUAAGAAAACAAUGGAAGGUUUUUACAUUUCAUUUUAUGUUUCCUUUGCUGUAACUGGAAUAGUGUAUGGUCUGCUACUGCUUCACUUUAUCUAUUCACACCGUGCAAAUGUGUUAACUCUGUAUGCUGGCAAAAAAACUGAUAUUUCCAAACUUGUUAACUAUCGAUUAAUGGUUUAUUACAAUUUAUUCUUUCCUGGUUAUUUGGUUGCAUACAUGACCUGGGGGAUGAUUGUUUUUUUCAUUGUAUUUUUCAUUUUGUUCUUCCUGAUAUAUGGAUUUAUUGUUUUGGCAGUUGAUUUUCCAUCUGUUCAAGAAGUUGCGGAAAAUCUUUUAAGGUACCUUGCAUCAUACUUGCUUAUGCCUUUGAUAAUUUAUCUCCUACAAUUACUGCUGGCAUACAAAGUUUUCACUGUGAAGCCCUUAUCAACAAUUGCGAUCUAUGUAAGAAAUUUGAAAAUUUACCAUAUUGCCAUGUACUUUUUCUUUUUCUUCAAUAUCGUUAUUGGUGCUGUAUCAUGCUUAUCCAGAUCUUUCAAAGCAUUUUUGGUCAGCAUUUUGUUUCUUGGACGAAUUGACCAUACCGCAAUGAUUUCCAAGUUUUUCCAAAAAUUUGAUAGUGGUUUUUUAGCAUACAUUGGUUUCUUGCAUGUUCAAGCUUCAUAUAAAAACCCAAUUAUGAGAUAUUUUUGUCAAAUUUUAUUAAAUGAAUCUUGCAAGAGCUAUUCAACUAUUUUAGAAGACGGUUAUUGUUUGUUCACUGAUUCAAGAUGUAUUGUUCGCAGACAACACAUUGUUAACUCAGUUGCUUUUAAUCGAUGGUUUUUAGCAUACACCUUGAUAAACAAUCCAAGUUUGGUUAAGGAAAGAUUCAAGAUAGUGAAACCAAGGUUACCAACGAUAGUGUGUUGACAUAAUUUAUAUAUUUUUCAAUCAACUUUAAACUAUUAAAAUAAAUAUGUAAUGUUUUAUUCAAACAAUUUUGUAAAUAAUACAUAAAUGAAUGAAA